CUCCGCAAUUUGGUGGUUGCACCUUUGGUGGAAGAAAUCGCAUUUCGAGCGUGUAUGGUUUCAGCGUUGAGGUCAACGACCUUGCCUCAAGGGUGGAUUCCGGUACUGGCCCCUUUAUUCUUUGGUCUGGCUCACGCCCAUCAUGCACUCCAAAUGUAUCGUGCUGGGGAAUCGUGUCGACCGAUCAUAGUUCAGACCAUGUUUCAGUUUGCAUACACAUCUAUGUUCGGGGCGUACGCUUCCUUUGUCUUUCUAUGGACUUCGUCGAUAGCAGCAGUCUUUGUCGCUCAUUCGUUUUGCAACGCCAUGGGAUUGCCUCACUUUGAUUUCCUUUUGCCGUCCUCGGGUCUAUACGGCUAUCGAAUACUUCUGAUGCUGGUGCACAUUGUUGGUUUGUCUGGCUUUGUUUUCGGA
Messenger RNA from Phaeodactylum tricornutum CCAP 1055/1, 414 nucleotides. RefSeq lists its product with no specific name. NCBI's taxonomy places the organism in Eukaryota, Bacillariophyta, Bacillariophyceae, Surirellales, Neidiaceae. Gene Ontology annotation, molecular function: metalloendopeptidase activity. Gene Ontology annotation, cellular component: endoplasmic reticulum membrane. Gene Ontology annotation, biological process: CAAX-box protein processing. The record is from RefSeq and is a predicted model, not a curated record. The transcript has a single exon. The annotation marks the transcript as partial.